This is a messenger RNA of Trematosphaeria pertusa, 1267 nucleotides long. Its product is annotated as YIF1-domain-containing protein. The transcript is spliced from 2 exons. Gene Ontology annotation, cellular component: COPII-coated ER to Golgi transport vesicle; Golgi membrane; endoplasmic reticulum-Golgi intermediate compartment. Gene Ontology annotation, biological process: endoplasmic reticulum to Golgi vesicle-mediated transport. Lineage: Eukaryota; Fungi; Ascomycota; Dothideomycetes; Pleosporales; Trematosphaeriaceae. Bases 132 to 1124 code for a protein of 330 amino acids. The record is from RefSeq and is a predicted model, not a curated record.
AAUGUCGCUGCCUUUGACCGUCGCCGCUGCUGCUGACCUGGCCUCUCAAUUCACCAUACCGCCUCUUCUUUCGCUUCUCAAAUACAUCCCGCCGCAUAACUAUUACCACUCUUUCCGCUUGACGACACACUAUGCAGCGCCCAGCGUACAACCCGCCGCCAGCGCACUCUCCUCCGCUCCACCAUCCCGUUCCCCAGCACGUGUCUACGGUCCCGCAAUUACGGUCGCCUCCUCCACCGCAGCCGCCUUCGCAGCCUCAGAGCGGAUAUGGAUAUGGACAGCAGGGAGCACCAGGGCAGCCGGGGGUGGGGGGAUACAACACGCACCCGGCGUUUGGAGGCUUCAUAAACGACCCGACAGCGCAGCUGGGAUUCCAGAUGGGCAAGAGUGCGAUGCAUGCCGGACAGGAGUAUAUGGAGCAGAAUUUCGGCCGCUUCAUCAGCGUGUCCGCCCUAAAACACUACUUCAACGUCUCCAACUCCUACGUCGCCUCAAAACUCUACAUCGUCCUCUUCCCCUGGUGGCACCGCCCCUGGUCGCGCCAGCAGCGCAUGUCCAACAACGCCCAGGACGUCUACUACCUGCCCCCGCGCGAGGACAUCAACUCGCCCGACAUGUACAUCCCCAUGAUGGCGCUCGUGACGUACAUCGUGCUCUCCACGCUACUGGCCGGCCUCCGCGGCGCCUUCCAUCCGGAGUUGCUGGGCUACACGGCAACGUUGGCGAUCAGCGUCAUGCUCCUGGAGAUCCUGACGAUCAAGCUAGGCACCUUCCUCCUCAGCAUAUCCUCGUCCUCGCAGCUCCUCGACCUCGUCGCGUACAGCGGGUACAAAUUCGUCGGCGUCAUUGUCUCGCUGCUCCUGUCCUCGUUGUUUAGCCACCUCAACUUUGGCGGCGCGUGGAUAAGCUGGAUGGUCUUCCUAUACUGCUUCGGCGCCAAUGCGUUCUUCCUCCUGAGGAGCUUGCGAUACGUGCUACUUCCCGACCAGAGUGGGCAGGGUGUUGGUGCGGGGGCCGCGGGAUACACGGUGGCGCGGAGCCAGAGGAACAGGAGGACGCAGUUUUUGUUCGUAUACAGCUACGUGGUGCAGUUCGGGUUCAUGCUCUGGCUGAGCAUGGUUUGAGGCUUCUGGGCUAAGGCUGGCAUUAACUUACGAAAUGACUUUGGUAGAACGGCAUCACUGAGGACAGAAAGACGGGUCGCGGAAUGGAUUGGUCGACCUCAAGGGGCAGGAACGACGAAGUAGAAAGGGCUUGUAUUUGUAUC